UCAUCGUAAUUCACUGCGUGUUUCCCACUUGCACAUGGCGAUAGGAUCUGUCCUUGAACGGUUGUUAAAGUCAUAUAUAUUUUUUUCCGAUACGUCAUUGAUUUAUCAGCUGUAUGAGCGGUUCCUCCCAGCCUUUAUUUCUUGUGAAAAUGAAAAUCAGGCUGGCAACGGGUACUUUAUUGUAUGCAAAUCUUUUUUUAACUUCUCUAUUCAUCGCAGGACUUGCCAGCCGUGUUUGGAGAUCUCUGCCAUACUUGCUCUACAAAUUUAUCUCUUAAUUUAAAUCUGCCUCUAUCUACAUCUGUUUUCCGAAUUGGUUUGAUAAUAUAGAUUUCAAUAUGCAUUGUAUGAACUGUAUAAUGGUUUUGCUACAGUUGAAUGGUAGACAGACUGCCAAGAAGUCUGCGUGUUGCCCUUUCAGCUUUAUGUCUCUGGGAGUAGGUUACUCAUACAUUUAAGUAGCUUAACCUUCUAUUAAUACUUGCAUGGACUUUUCUACUCCCUUAUUUUUAUGAAAGGAGGAUGAAGUAUGGCCAGUACAGACAAACAAUAAUUUAUAUUUUACAGUUAGCCAAGAUGAAAUGUGAUCUUACUAAAAUAUUGUUUCUUGCACAACCAAAUUUUAAAUCCUCAAGUGCAAUAGUAUUCAUUUGUGUCCCAUACAUGAGCAAAGACACAUUAUAAAAUAGUCAUGAAAAUAAACGGCUUAUCUGAUAUGAUCAUUUAUUUGUUUUUGUGUUUGUCUAAAUUUAAAUGUCAUUCGCCUUCUGGAGCAACAUAUCACAAACUCUGCAUUUGAUAUUAUAUAAGGGAAGACCAUGAUGGCAGUCAUACCUGCUUCCUGACAACACAAAGAGUCACACAGAAAGAUCAUGGGAGGAUCUGCAUUUUAAAGAAAGUGAAUAUUUUGGACUACUUUUUGUCAAGCUGUCCAGUCCACAAAACAGAUGGGAAUUGGUGCUAUUGAUCCUUUCAUCUGGAAAAAUGCACUGAAUGGGAGAUUCUGCCUAAUAUGGCCAAUUGUGACCUUUACCUCUACCGGAAUGGACCCGAGUUCAUGACUUUGUUACCAUGGUGAUGAUCUUAACUACUACAACUCUGGAAAACAAAGGUGCUGAUUCUCUAUCAUGCAGGACUGAACUGCACACUCCAAAGAAGAUGAGUCAAGGAUCCACACUCUUCUCAUGUGGAAUGAUGGAAAAUGACAGAUGGAGAGAUCUCAGCAGGAAAUAUCCCCUUCAGGUCGAACAGCCAAGUGCCAACAUUUGGGACUGCUUGCCUGACAAAAGUGAUGAAAGCUCCUUAUGGCAGAGAGAGCCAGCUAACGCAUGCUCAGUAACCAACUUGAUCAAGGAUCUCAGCCUUAGUGACCGCAAUGGCAAUCCUUCAGCACCACCCAGCAAACGCCAGUGCCGAUCACUCUCUUUUUCUGAUGAGAUGUCUAGUUGCCGGGCUUCAUGGAGGCCCACAGGAUCAAAGGUCUGGACUCCUGUAGAAAAGAGACGUUGCUACAGCGGGGGAAGCGUGCAGCGUUACUCCAAUGGAUUCACAACCAUGCAGAGAAGUUCAAGUUUUAGCCUUCCUUCCAGGUCAAGUACUCUCUCCUCAUCAUAUGACCAGAUGGGAUUUAGCAAUAGAUUUGGGUGUCAGCCAUGCCAAGGAAUGCGAAAGUCAGCCACUUACGGACAGACAGGUGAUAUUUGGGGUAAUGAUCAUAGCUCUUCUGAAAGUGGCAGGAUUGACAUCCAACGAUCUCUCUCUUGUUCCCAUGAUCAAAUUUCCUUUUUGGAAUAUUGUCUGCCCUCAGCAAACAGCACACCUGCCUCGACACCAGAGUUGACAAGGCGCUCCAAUGGGCUUUCUCGAAGUCGGUCUCAACCAUGUGUCCUUAAUGACAAGAAAGUUGGAAUUAAGCGAAGACGACCUGAAGAGGUAAAGGAACAAAGACCUUCAUUGGACCUUGUCAAGAUGACACAGAACUGUCAAACUUUCAACAGUCUUAGCACCACAGUCGAUGACUGCCCUCAGCAGAACCAGUUCUCCCUUGGCACCAGCAGCAAUAACUCAUGGGCCACCAAUGUGGACAUCAUGCCUGGCAGGACACCAGCCUGCACCCCUGUGCCAGAACCUCAUUCAAAUUCAGAAGAACACCAUCCUAACCAGGAAGAAGAUUUCUCCUACGAAGACUCAGAUUUCUGUGCUACAGAAGAUGAGAACAGUAGGAAAGAAGUUGAACACUCCUCAUGGAGGAACAGUGGGACUGGUGGGGAUAACAUCUUUCAGUUGGGUGGUGAAUUAGAUAUUGAGCAAAUAGAAAACAACUGAGAGCACUAAGGGGGAAGGAUCUGCCUGCACCAAGGUUUUUAGCAGUGGCAAACACAUGUUAAUGCAAACCAGAGGAGAAAAAUCUACAUUUUCCCUCUCCUUGGCAGGUGAACCAGUACAAAAAGCUUUGCCAAAAUUUGUUUAGCUUUUUUGGGGACUUAUUAGAACUACUGUAGCUCUUCAGAUAGAAAACUUCCAGUAGAACAUCAACAUAUUUUAAAGAAAAAGAAAGCUCUGUGGAUGUAUCAAAACUUGAAAGGAAAGACCAAAAACUCCUGGUCAUUUUUUUUUUCAAAGUAGGCUAAUUAGCCGCCUAGAAAGUCAGCAGGUCCAUCUCCUGAAGGGAAUGGCAUUUGGUAAUAUAAAUAAGCUUUUUCUUUUUUUUUUUCUUUUUUUUUUCUUUUUUGCUGUUGGCUGAUAUAAAUUGCACCUCAGCUAUCCUUAUCAAAGGAGCAAAAAGUGGAAAUUAGAAUUAUUAUUUGAAUUCAUUUUCUCUUGUUUUUAGAUCGCCUAUUAAUAGAUUUUACACAAUCUCACAAAUCAAAUUCUCAUAAUAUAUGUAAAGUCAUAAUUCCCAGAAUCACAGUUUGUUAUGGUCUACUAAACACACAGAUAGACAGAUAUACAUAGACAUACACUUACCAAUAACAUUAUGAAAAGAAAGCACAAUGGAUUUUAUCCAUAUCAGUAAAAGAGAUCUGUGCUUAUCCAAAUCAAACAUACAGGUAUCAUUUGCAAUGCGCUCUUACUCAUCUUCACCUGCACCAGAUUUAAUGGGUUGGAUGCACGCUUUGAUGCAUGACCUCUACUUCAUGGUUGCUAUUAAUUUAUCAGCAAGAAGAGGACAGAGGUUUUGUCUAGAGAAGUAAAAUAUUGAGAACAUUUUUGCACUCUUGAUAAUUUUAGUGAAAUUUCAAGGAAUAAUGAAAUUAAAUUGGUGAUACUAUAACCUGUAAUGGCGUAUGAUUUAAUAUGGGAGAGAUAUAAUUUAGUAGUUGGCAUCUGAAAAGAGAUCAUGGCUCUUAUCUGUGAAGUGAAGUUUCUUAAACCUGCAUUUUGUACCAUUUGUCGUCCUUGGUAUAUAGUCUAUCACAUUCAUCAGUAGAAAAAAAUUAAAGAUAAAUCUUGUUUUUCAGUCAUUACUCAGUAUUUAGGUAUUUUCAUCAGGUGAAAAGAUAAAAAUAAUAUAGAGUAUACAGUAAUGUGUUACUUCUAUCUUCAAUGAACAACAGUAGCCCAGUAGUUGAGCACACAUGGCACUGCUGAGUGGUCUGUGUCAGAUUACAUAUGACACUUUCUGCCCCUGCUACCACGAGAGAUGACUAUAACUAAGAGAAAAAGAAAAUACAUACAGCAGAAACCCACUUCCCUGUUUCUUUAAUUUGCUGUAGAAGAAAUUAAAUCUAGUGCAAAAUACAGGCAACCAAAUCUUGAAGAGUGUAUUAUUAUUAUUGUCAAAAAAGAAGAAGAUCUGAGUGCAUUAUUCAGCAUUUCCAUUGAUUUAUGUCACCUCAGGCACUGGGAAGCCUAGCUGUAGAUUCUAAAAGAUACCUCUACUAGUUUCCUUAUAUUCCCCUUCCUUUUUAAUAACCCCAAAAAGUCUUGAUCAAUGUUUCUCCACCUCAGUAAUUUUAAGAAGUGUGGACUUUACCUCCCAGACUUUCCCAUCCAGUAUGCUGGGAUUGAAGUCCAUGCAUCUUCAAGUUGCUGAGGUUGAGAAAUUCUCAUCUGGGGGAUUAUCUCUGUUUUAUUUUGGGCUUGGUUUGCCUUGCCCAAACCAUAAAAUGAUGGUUUAGUGUUUCACUGCAGAAGCAGUUUACACAGCCUGGUUUAUGAUAGCUACAUUAAGUCUUGUGAUAAAGAUGUCAUCACUCAUUUCCUGUUGUGGUAUUUAUAGAUUUUUCUCACCCUUUCAUUUUAUGCCCACACUGAUUUUGCUGGUCUCCUUCUCAGCUUUCAUUUCUGCAAUGUAUUAAAUCGUAUUACAUAUAGCAUCCCCAAAUUCACUAACCGUUUUAGCAUACAUCUUCCAAAGAUGGGGCAAAUAAUCAAGCAGAACCAGGGUUCUGUCUUCUAAACACUGGAAAUUCUGCUCAGCCACAGCUUUGGAUUCUGUUUUUUCAAAAUACAUCUAGCUUAUUUCUAGAAACAAAUGAAUAUGCACAGGUAUGUGUGUGUGUAUGUGUGUGGCUUUUGUAAAAUAAGUCUUGAUAUUCAGGAGACUAAACUUGGUGCUCAGCAUAAAGCCCAGGAAACCAUAGCCAUGUUCUGUCGCAUAAAUGUGACAGAAAUAUAGUCGUCUAAACUUGGUGCAGUUUUGACUUGAUUGUCAAGAUAUCUAAAGUAACAGAAGAUUUUAUUCAAUUGUAACACCAAGCCAUGCUUUAGUAACAGGCAAACAGGCCUUCAUUGUCAAAGCAUGCAAAUCUAAAUUGCCAAAAAUAGAGUUUGCAUUUCUCCUCUAAAAUAAGAUUAUAAUCCAUUAUCAGUCUAUCACUUACAAUUGUUAUUUAGUUGGUGAGCACAAAUCAUAGUUUGCAGAUUAUGAAACAAUGAUGCAUGAUUUAUUAUGAAGAAGAAUGGAAUUCAAUUUUCCUUAUGAAUUGAGUGGUUCUUGCAUUUUAUAUUUCAUUCUAAGGAAACUUGAUCAUAUAGCUAUGUAAACAGGGACAGAUAGAUCACAAUAGGUAAUGAGAAGAGCUUUAGACCAUAACUAUUCAGUGCUCUGCUUGACUUUCCAUUAUAUUGCUGGAACAUGUGUUUAACCACCACGAUGUUGAAUACAUAUUUUAAAAUAGCCUUUCUCACUUUAGUAUCCUCUAAUUGUGAUUAUAAUUCCCUGAAUUCACAGUAGUUUAAGCUAUGUGGGUGGCAGAGGCUUCGGGUUUUGCUCUAACAAAACUAAUACAAAAUGCUGUUUGAGAUUCUAAUAUUCACUUGACACUCCAAUAGUUACCCUUCCACCUCUUAAUUCCUUACAUUGGACAACCAACAAUGAUAAUUUAGCACAUAAUGACGCAACCAAGUUAUUCAGUUAUAAAUGAAUAAAGUCCUUUCUUUAUGGAAGGAAAAACAAGAGAUUAUUUCUUAAAAAUGGUAUCCUAUUUUUAUCUUUUCCCGUAAUGGCAUUAAUGCGUAUGGCACCUAAAUCACAGAAGAUCUCAUCUAAGCUAAAGCUUUACAAUUGCUCAUUUAAACUUUCACAGUAGGUUUUAUUUCUUCACAUGUUCAUUUUUAUUAUUUUCUGUCUGAAUCUUAUGUGACAUAUAGGCCAUACGUGUAUGUGUGUAUGCGCAUACAGAUACAUAAGUGAAAAUAAAAAUAGUAUUAAGCUGGAAUAUCUAUUUACAUUUGAUGCCAUGGAAUAACUUGGUGGUCUUUAUGAAAAGACUCUGUUUUCAUGCUUGCAAAAUCUGUCAAUUGCAACCCAAGUUAACAUACAUUACUUGCUUUCAGAAACAUAGAAAAGUUAUAAGGGGCAAGUUUUCAUAAAUUUGAGUUGGAAUUAGGUUUUGUUUUAAUAAUUUGGUCUGGAUUAAUUAUUUUUAGAUCUCACUGUGGGUUAUCAGGAUCAUGACAGAUCUGGAAGUCUUCCUUCUGUAUCUUUCUUGUAAAACCUCUUACUGCUUUUGACCCUUCCCUACCAAUUUUACCAGGUAAUGGUAGUGGCUGUAAUUAUGUAGCAAUGUUAUUAUGAACACUGAAUGUUAGGAGCUCUGAGAAAAUCUCUUUAUCUUGGCAAUAGUAUCAGUGCCACUGCUCCAGGUACAUUGCACUCGCGUAAAUGUGUCUGGCCUGAGCUUCUAAAAAUUGUACUUAUGCCAACAUUCUGUAAUUCCUGUAGGUUUUGGUUUUUUCACAAAAACCAUAUUCCAGUCCUUCCACCAGCUUUUGGUGUAAAGAUAAAACAGUGAUUGGUGUGUAUGUGUCUAGCUGACUCUAAGACAAAUCCCAGCAUUUAAUUGAUAUUGAUCAUCUGAAUGUUAAGAAUACCAUUUUUCCCCCCAAGGCAAAAUUAUCCACUUUCAGACUUCAGCUCCAUUAGUAGUGUGACUGCUAAAGAAAGCUUAAUCCUUCCUGAUCAAAAGAAAGCUUAUAAGGCAAGGGUGUCAAACUCAUGGUGUCAUGUUAUCGUCACAUGACAUAUCACGACUUUCCCCCCUUCACUAAAAUGAGGGUGGGCAUGGCCAGUGUGUGAUGCACCUGCCCUGCGGGCCACGAGUUUGACACCCCUUUUAUAAGGCACACUGGGGGAAGAUGCUUGGCAAUUACACACUCUGAAAAGAAGAUUUUGUUUUUCUUUUUCCUGAAUUUUGUUCUGCUAGAAAAGUAUUAUGAUACUUUGGUGUUCUGCUUUAGAGACAGGAACUUCUGCAGCCUGAACACAAAGCUAUUGCUGCUGUCCUUCGCAACACCAUCCAAGGAAUCACAUUUUCUUCUUGAGAAUUUCUUCCUACAUGGAAGACCUGGAGAAAGAGUAGGUGAAAUGAAUGGCAGAGGGGUUUGGAUAUUACAGUAUUUUGUGAUAAAUGAGAAAGAAUAAAAUAUGUGUGAGGCAUGUGAAAUCACUUUUAACCAUACAAGUUGCUUACCGGUAUUAGUGAGGACAGCACCAGAGUCGAGUGGUGGUAUAAAAUUUGCCUUUGUUCAAGUGAUAGCCAAGCUCUUACUAGAAAGAUAACCUUUCUACUGAGUGUAAUAAUUAAAUACAUUUAUGCUGACAAACAAAGCCUGUUGUUUAUCACCUGAAUGUCACUAUGGGCAAAAAUUACAAUGGCAAAUGAAUCAUCUUUAAUUAUUGAUAUAAAUAGAGUUCAGUCUGUAGGGUGAAAUGUGCAAGUAUGCAUACCAUGUUAUUAGAUACAGGUUUUGGUUGUAUAACAUCUGGACAACCAAUCAGGUAGCAUUGAGUAAGCUCAAAGAGCUUAUUCAAUGCAAAUUUUGAAUAAUAGAUUUGAUACUCAGGUUACAUUUAUACAGUCAAAGAUCUGUUGAGCAGUGGUUGAAAAUUCCUACCAUGGUAUAUUGGAAUAGGCACUCAAAUGGAUUAUUACUUAGGCUGUAAAAUUGUCAGAUAUGGCACAUUGAUCCAUAUUUCUUAUCAGCAUAGCUGUUCUUAUUUUUUUCUUUGAAAAAAAAAGCACUCUGUGCAAAUAUAAUUCUGUGCAAAUAUAACAUUUAGCUGUGGUACUGUUAAAAUAAUUGCAAUUUUUGGAUCAGAUCCAUAUCAUGAUUGUAGUUGUGCAUAUAUAUGUAGGUCUUUGGUUAUUCAGGUUUUCUUCCGCGUAAAACCCGAAUAACCAAAGACCUACAUAGAAACACCCGCGAAAACCUCAAAACACACACACACACACACACACACACACACA
Molecule: messenger RNA, 7694 nt
Organism: Ahaetulla prasina
Lineage: Eukaryota; Metazoa; Chordata; Lepidosauria; Squamata; Colubridae
Gene: FAM53B
Product: family with sequence similarity 53 member B
Exons: 6
Coding region: 1072-2325 (417 amino acids)
Biological process (GO): protein import into nucleus; positive regulation of canonical Wnt signaling pathway
Cellular component (GO): nucleus
Source: RefSeq, a predicted model, not a curated record